Messenger RNA from Caretta caretta (loggerhead turtle), 2555 nucleotides. NCBI's taxonomy places the organism in Eukaryota, Metazoa, Chordata, Testudines, Cheloniidae. The record is from RefSeq and is a predicted model, not a curated record.
CGAGCGCUGCGCUCCGGCUUCCUGGCUCCGCUUUCGCGGGGAGCGGGCUGGUUCGGUGCAGCGAGGCGGCGCUGAGAAGCCGGAGCGAGCCGCCUGGCAGCGGCGGCGGCAGGCUCGCUCGGCGUGGGGCCCCCCAGACAUGUUCAACCAGCAGCAGUUCCAGCUGCUGCAGCUCCAGCACCUCCUCCAGCAGCAGCAGCAGCAGCAGCAUCAACACCACCCGGCGCAACAGGGCGGCCGGGGUUUGCCACCACCUCAACAGCAACAGAUGCUGAGCUUACGGGCAACGAAUCAAGCAUCACUCCUCAAUGCCAAUCCAAUGCUUCAGCGAACUCUGCUCUUACAACAGAUGCAAGGAAACUUACGAGGAUUUAACAUGACAGCCCCAGCUCUGCAACAGUUUUUCCCUCAGGCUACAAGACAUUCCCUUUUGGGGCCUCCACCUGUCGGGGUCUCAUUAAAGCCCGCACAGCUGGGCUUCCCAGGCCUUCCAUUCCAGCGGCAGAAUCGGAUGUUUCGUAAGGAUUACCAGAGGGGCCCUGACAAGAAGCGAGAACUGGAUCAGACAUCCUCAUCUCAGGCACAAGGAGUUGAUGAGAAAAUUGAAAUUCCAGAGGGUACCCAGGCUGGGUCAGAACAGAACAACUCCUCACCCACAGAACCAAAAAUGCCAGCAGAAUCUAUACUGGACAUGGAGCCUGCAGCAAAGAGACUGAAGAGUGUGGAAGAAGUGCCCAUACAAGAGGAUGCUGCAGGCAGCCAGGAAGCAGAGGAGUUGAGCAUGGAAACCCAGGCAGAUGGACCAAACAGUGUGAGGGAGAAUACAACUGAAGAUGCCUCCAAGGAGAGAAGCUUCUCUGAGGAACUGAAAGCUCCAGAGGCCAGAUCUGACAUGUCCGACUCUGCCAGUGCGUGGCUGUCUGCCAUGGUGCUGAGUUCGGGGGGCUCAUUGAAAGUGACCAUCCAGCAGAGCAGUGAGAGCAGAGCUAUCAGCACCACAGCCCUGAAGCCAGGACAGUGGACCUGUGAGCUGGGCACAGCUGAUACCGGUCCUGAGUCUGUCCUUAAAUUCUUCUGUUACAUCUGCAAGACCAACUGUUGCAACCAGCAGAAUUUCCAGUCCCACAUGGCUGGAAUUCAACACCAGCAGCGACUUGGAGAGAUUCAACACAUGAGUAAUGUCUGCUUUGUCUCACUGCUGCCCAUGGUGAAGGAGCAGACGUUGAUGGCUAAGAAAGAUGGAGAGACCCAGCAGCGAUGGUGUAACACCUGCCAGAUACACUUUACAGGGGAUCUAAUCAAACAUCGUAGGACUCAAGAACAUAAGCUGGCCAAACGCUCUCUCCGUCCCUUUUGCACUGUCUGCAGCCGCCACUUCAAGACCCCUCGGAAGUUUGUAGAGCACAUGAAGUCCCCUGAGCAUAAGCAGAAGGCCAAGGAGGUGAGGCUGGGUGAGAAGGAGCUAGGUAGCCCAGAAGACUCAGAGGAGCUAAUCACAGUUGAUGCUGUUGGCUGUUUUGAAGAUGAUGACGAUGAAGAGGAAGAGGAGGAGGAGGGAAUUGGUGAAGAGGAAGGUUCUGAAGUGGUGCAGACAGAUAGCGAAGAUCCUGUCACCAAGCAGGGUGGGCUGAAGGAAAAGACUCCGGAGGACUGUGAAGGAAAUGAGAGAUACUGUCCAGAUACCCCCUAUGGCCUGGAUUUUCUGGUCCCCGUCGCAGGUUACCUCUGCAGGCUGUGUCACAAAUUCUACCAUAGUGACUCCGCUGCCCGGGUCACACACUGCAAGUCCCUGAUGCAUUUUGAGAACUUUCAGAGAUACAAGGCAGGAAGGCACCGUGCCACAGCAGCACACUCAGAGGCCUCUUUGUGCUCCCAUGGCUCUGGCUUCCAGUCAUCGGAUGAGCAGCAGCAGCCUCCUGCUAAGACAGAGGAUGAAGCGGAGACAAUGAAUACCAAUCGUGGCAUAGGAGAGGAAGAUACAGAAUUUUUGCCAUUAAAGGAACAAACCUCUAGGUCUCUAGAGAAUAAAAGUGAGCUGGUCCCCCCUGUGAGAAGGGGUGAAAGCCCAGCCAGUGAGACUGAUGUAUGUGGAGCGCUGGUCAUAGAGGAGGAAGGAAGUCAGGAUGAGGGUAGCAAGUCCCCCACCACUAGUGAAGACUGCCUGCUCCUAGAUGAAGACAGUGCCACAGGGGAGUUGCUGGGCCACAGUAUGUGUAAGGAAGAGGAAAGUGAUGAAACCAGGCAAAGGGAUGGCACAGACAAACCCCUGUACCCAAUGAGUGAAGGGGAUUCUGAACAGGGGGCAGCAAGCAUCAGAGAGAAGGAGGCAGAUACCUGCUCUCCAGGCAAAGGAGAAGCAGCAAAUCUAACCCCAGCAGGGUGUAGACGCUCUGCUAGACGCAAACCCAGAUAGAACAGCUUUAAAGGGAGAGCCCUUUGCAUACAAUAUUUGCUGGAAAUGUUUAUUUUCAGAGUCCUUUAAUAGAGCAAAAAGCCUUCUACUUUACUGCUGUUUUUAUUUUAAAAAAUAAAGCCUGGCUUUAGCGUGUCUAAUA